Molecule: messenger RNA, 5400 nt
Organism: Cynoglossus semilaevis (tongue sole)
Lineage: Eukaryota; Metazoa; Chordata; Actinopteri; Pleuronectiformes; Cynoglossidae
Gene: ptenb
Product: phosphatase and tensin homolog B
Exons: 8
Coding region: 50-1393 (447 amino acids)
Biological process (GO): phosphatidylinositol 3-kinase/protein kinase B signal transduction; phosphatidylinositol dephosphorylation; cell motility
Cellular component (GO): plasma membrane; nucleus; cell projection
Molecular function (GO): phosphatidylinositol-3,4,5-trisphosphate 3-phosphatase activity; phosphatidylinositol-3,4-bisphosphate 3-phosphatase activity; protein tyrosine phosphatase activity
Source: RefSeq, a predicted model, not a curated record
UUUCCGCGGACCGUUUGAGGGUCUCCCGCUGCUCACAGAGACGCUCGUCAUGGCGGCCUUAAUCAAGGAGAUCGUGAGCAGGAAAAAGAGGCGGUACCAGGAGGACGGCUUCGAUCUGGACCUGACAUAUAUUUAUCCGAACAUCAUUGCUAUGGGGUUUCGUGCUGAGCGUCUGGAGGGCGUCUACAGAAACAACAUUGACGAUGUUAUUCGAUUCUUAGACUCGAAGCACAAGAACCAUUACAAGAUCUACAACCUGUGUGCGGAGCGACAUUAUGACUCGUCAAAGUUCAACUGUCAAGUUGCUCAGUAUCCGUUUGAAGACCAUAACCCACCACAGCUGGAGCUGAUCCGACCGUUCUGUGAAGACCUGGACCAGUGGCUCAGAGAGGACGAGCACCACGUCGCAGCCAUUCACUGCAAAGCGGGAAAAGGUCGCACUGGGGUCAUGAUUUGCGCGUACUUGUUGCACCGUGGAAGGUUCCAGGAAGCGCAGGACGCACUGGAUUUCUACGGCGAAGUUCGCACGCAUGACAAGAAGGGCGUGACCAUCCCCAGUCAGCGCCGGUACGUGAUCUACUACAGCUGCCUGCUGAGGAACCAGCUGCAGUACAAACCCGUGGCUCUGCUCUUCCACAAGAUGCUGUUCGAGACCGUCCCCAUGUUCACCGCCGGCACCUGCAGUAAGACUGCGCCCACUGCACCACGCACCACACACCACACAAACCUCGACACACAGACACCCAACCGUCUGACUGUGUGGCUGUGCUCUGCUGCAGAUCCUCAGUUUGUGGUCUACCAGCUGAAGGUGAAGAUCCACACCUCCAACCCCACCCACACACGCAGGGAAGACAAGGUCAUGCUGUUUGAGUUUCCGCAGCCACUUCCUGUGUGUGGUGACAUCAAGGUGGAGUUUUUCCACAAGCAGAACAAGAUGAUGAAGAAGGAGAAAAUGUUUCAUUUCUGGGUCAACACCUUCUUCAUCCCUGGACCAGAGGAGAACCAGGAGAAACUGGAGAAUGGCAGCACGGGGGCGCUGCGGGACACGACCAACAGGACACACCAGAAUCCAGGGCUAGUGACAAGUGCAAUGACGAGUGUAGACGGCAACGACCGAGACUUCCUGGUCCUCACUCUGAACAAGAACAACUUGGACAAAGCCAACAAGGACAAGGCCAACAGGAACUUCUCGCCCAACUUUAAGGUGAAGCUGUUCUUUACAAAGACGGUGGAGGAAGGAGCUAACUGUGACGCCAGCAGCACGUCAGCCUCCGUGACCCCGGACGUCAGCGACAACGAGCCGGAUCACUACCGCUACUCCGACACAACAGACUCGGACCCGGAGAAUGAGCUGUGUGACGACGACGACCACGACCAGAUCACGAAAGUCUGACCCACUAACACACAGUUACAUAUGUGUUUAUACACACAGUAUGUAUGUACAUAUACAUAUAUAUUUGUAUACACACUCAUGAAGCCCUGCACUCAGGCUAACUGCAGACACCAGGGGACUACGGACCGGAGCUGAUCUCAAAGACUCUGAUCCGUGAGCUCGGAUCAGGAUAUAAGACACACCCCCUUUCCUUACGCUUCAUGGUGCACACCUGGACAAUCACAUGACAAGGCGGUUGGACUCGAUGUACGGCGAAGGGACAAAAAGACCGAUGAAUGGACAAGUCCAGGGGUAAAACUUGAAUACGGAGUAGACGUCUUUAGUGAGGAAUCGUCCUUGCCCGUGUCUCCUUCCAUCCUCCCUUUCCUUCCUAACCAGUACACUUCACAUCCACUGUGCGGUUUCAGACCACUCAUCUCAUUGUGCACUGAAGUCCAGGCUGCAGAACUGUAGCUGGUCUCACACACUGUGUAAGGUCCAGUAGAACAAGUGUCCAUCAGUCUGGACCAGUGGGAUCAGCCAGGUUCAGUCCAAACCCUUGGAGCUGGGACCGUUGGCACCAGUUAGUGGUUCCACAGUGUAGUGAUUAUCAUGCCGGCAUACACAUCUGCCUUACACACAGAAGGUCCUGGGGUCGAGCCCCACAGGAACCACGUGCUCGGUGCCUCCAGGGGGCAGCCUGUUGCAGCAGAUCUGUUAAAAAAAAAGAAUUGUGGGAUCAAAAAAGUUUAAACCCAUCUGGAUUUGUGGACUUCAACUUGGUUUAGGUUUGAACGAGCCUGAAUCCCUUAGCUGGACUGGAUUAGAACCCAACUACAAUUGACCAGCUGUUCAGUUGGUACCGAUCAGGGACUAGAUGAACUGUGCCUGGCCUGGCUGAGACAGGACUGCAGUGGUCUUAGUUGGACUGGAUCAGCGCACAAUGAGAAGGAAAGAGAUUUGGUUUUGAAUGUGACGAGGCUGCAGCUGUCAAUCAUGUUAUUUCUACAAUCGUUCUCACCAAUGUCUUUUUCUUCUGCGAUCAGUCAUGAAGCUAGCAUCUGAACAUUCCUACAAUGCACCUACUGCUAACACCAGACCACGGGCUGCUGGUGUGGGGGUGGGGGCUGCACUUAAUCAACCCUGAUAAAAACCAAAGGCCCUCCAAAAAUAAAACCCCAUGUGAUGGAGUUCCUUGCGACACCACAGGGUGACUAUGACUUAGUCCAACUGCCCUGUUGCCCGCUUCGGUUUGUACAACAUAUUCAGGUUGUAGACGUAGCUAAGACCUCAGGAUUCACCAAUCCCAAUGUUGGCUAAUGUUCAGGGGUGUUGCUAGACGGGGGCAGAUGAGGGCCGGGGCUUACGUCCCUUGAGCCAUUGCCAACAGCACUUCAACUUCAACGCUUCUUUUCUCGUACAUCGAAGGCCAAAGAGUGAAAGUCUCUGAGCUGAAAAUUCACUUGUUCUCGAUUUGUCAACCUGAUUGGAGGUUAAGGGUCAGGUGACCUUUGUGUCACGACAGAAGGUGAGAUUAUUUUGCAGACAGACUGAAUCCGAGCGUCCCUCCCAGAUCUCGUACUCAAGAGUCAAGUCCACUCGGACAGAACCAAGGUUUUGCACUUCGGUCACAUGGUCUACGCUUUCAUCCAAUUUUGACUGAAACUUAGAAUAAAUGGGUGCUAGCCAAUCGAGUAACAUUUACAUAUCUGAGCUCUGACGGUAAAACGUCUGGGGAUAGUUGUUGGACCAGAGCCGUUUCCUCGGGGCGGUUUCCAAACCUAGAAAUGGUGCUUCAAGAACAUUAACAUCUGGACAAGGACAGUGAUGAUUAGCUAACGCUGCCUUUAGCACAGGGUUGUCAGGCCCCGCCCACCACCAGGCUCAAGUGUACAGUGAAGGGCAAACGUUUUAGGCAGGUGUGGACAUUUACUCCAUAUCGCCCCCUCAUAGAUUAAAUCUUUUUUGCCCUGUACCCGAAACAGUUGGUGCUCCCCACAGUGGCCAGAAGUCAAGCCACCGUCCCUGGUGGACCAGGUCCAGGGAGGGUCCUAAAUGUAGGCACUUCCUGAAACUUUUGCACAUUAAUUGCACUGUACAUAAGGGUUCUCUGGUUCUGUUGGGAACAAUCUGGACUUUGGACAAACCUGAACAGUUGGCACGUUUUUACUUCGGUUUGGACUAGUUGACAUCAGUGUGGUCUACUUAGUAACAUUAUGGAUUAGUCAGUACAAGUAUGAAACAAGUCUUUAACUGGUGUCACUUAUGUUCAGUUGACAACCAUUCUGGUUCACUUGGUUGGAGUCAACAUGGAAAUGCGUGGACGGUUUGGAUCCAAACUGAAAUCCAGAGGUUUGACUCCAAACUUGGUUCUGUUGAGACCAGUCAGUAUCAGUUGUCACAAUAUUGGUAUCAAUAGAACCAGCCUAGGCACUAGUCUGGACCAGAUGGCACCACAUUUCUGUGGUUCUAGUCUCGAUCUGUCUGUACCAGUUUUGGUUACGCUGCCAUCAACCUGGACCAGUCUUGGCUGCUCCUUGUGCCAAAAUUUCAAUUUCAAAUGGUGGCGCUGUUAUUCAAUGAAAGCGCAGGCAGUCAAAGAAUUGUUCCUCAAAUUUGUGGAGGAUGUAAAAGUUCUGUGGAACCUGAAGGACGUGAAAGUCUGGAAAAUAUUGAAAAAUAAACGUCUUUACUGCAGUUUUCUCUGGUAAAUACCAACGUUCACAAACUUACUAGGGACGCCAUGUGGACAGACAAGGUUUUUACAUUUCAAAAUGAUUAGCAAGGUUGACAGUUAUACCUCGCAGAUGUUCAGGAAACUUUCUUGCAAUUUUCUUUUCACAAAACAAUCAUUUAUUGGAAACUAGCUAGCCAUUUAAGCUAAUGCUUCACUAACUGUGUGCGUCUGUUGAGUUUAAGUAUUUAAAAUUCAUUACAAGAAGUUUAAUGGACACGUGUAUGUUAAUGUCCGAGCAUCUUGAAGCUAAUGCUAAUAUAUCAUGCCAUCAUUUGGAAGCUAGGUCCUAGGUCGUGCUUUCACAAUAACAUUGUGCAGUUAAAGCUAAUAAAUACCAAGUCCAGUUGUCAUGCUAAGGUCAUUAAGCUAAGCCUGCAGGUCUUCAAUUAUGCUUUUGUGCUAACAUCUUAAGAUCUAGCUAACGUGUCUGGUAUAACAUUUACACUAAAGAGCUAAUGCUAACGGACAUCGGGAGUGAUGUUUAUAUCUUGAGGUUAAAGUCAGCAGGUCUGUGUUGAAUAUUACAUGUUAGCAUCUUAGAGCUAAGCUCAGUGUUGAAAGUUACAGGUGAUGCUUUUAUGCCGCCAGCAUGAAAGUUUCGGGUCAUGUCUCGAUGCUAACAAUCAACAAUGAGGCUAAAGUGAACACAUCCGAUCAAGCCUUUGUGUUAACAUUUUGUGGUCAGGACAAUGCUGUUCCCAUAUGAUGCUAACGUCAUAAGGAGCAAACAGGUCCUUGGAGUUGUAACGUUGUGAUGCUAAAGCAAACAAGUCUCUAAAUGUGCUUUCAUAUGGGCAUCUUCAACUAAAGCUAACAUGUCCCUGAUAACGCUUAUUAGAAUAAAGCUAACAGGUCAGGAGUCACGUUUACAUGCUAACAUGCCAAGGCAUAUGCUGUUGAGCUUCGGGCCAGGUUUUCACUCUAAUGUCCUGUGGCCUAAGCUAACAGGUAGCAUCAUUAGGCUGUAGCUAUCAUGUCUGAAAUUAUCAUACUAACAUAAUGAGGCUUAAGCAAACAGGUUCUGUUGAUGUCGUGGUCAUGUCAGUCACAUGACCAAAGUCCAAUACAGGGAAUAAAACAUUGAACUGUCCUGUUCAGAACAUUGAUCAGUGAUCAUUGACCAGUAUUGAUCAGUCGUACAGUGACAGAUGUGGUUCAUUACGAUUGUGUUUUUGUUUUGAUCAGGUAAACUUGUAAAACUGACUCCUCCCCCUGAUGUUUUAACCCCACCCCCUUAUUUUAUAAUGAAAUGAAUAAAACACUGUCAAAGUGAAUAAACUAUUUAUAAACA